Molecule: messenger RNA, 502 nt
Organism: Arabidopsis thaliana (thale cress)
Lineage: Eukaryota; Viridiplantae; Streptophyta; Magnoliopsida; Brassicales; Brassicaceae
Product: dipeptide transport ATP-binding protein
Exons: 3
Coding region: 67-339 (90 amino acids)
Source: RefSeq, marked reviewed
CAAAGCCAGACAAAUCCUCUUCCGUCGCCGCCGCCGCCGCCGCAAGUCUCGUCGGAUAAGCCUUAAAUGGAGACGCAGAAAACUCAAGCUGAAAACCCGCCAAAACCGGCCACGUCUUCAUGUCGAAAGAAGACAAAGGAUGAUGCCAAUUUCCUAGAAGACGUCAAGGAUCACAUCGAUGAUUUCAUUAAUGCUUCCAUGGAUGAUCACAAGAACUGUUUCAACAAAACCAUCAAGAAGAUGUUUGGGUUGUCAAAGGCUGUUGCGGAUAAGCAGCAAAGUGAGGCUAAAGGAGGAGUCGAGAGUUAUUUGCCUCUUCAGACAACAGUCUCAGAUUAGAGAAACUGAUGAUAGAAUCAAGCUAACAAGAUCUUGUUUCGGUUUACUUUUUGUUGGUUUGUUUCGGUUACCAUUGUUUAGGGAGAUAUGCCCAUUUAUAACAGUAAUAAAGAUGACAAUUUGUUAUUGGUGGAUAGCUAAAACAUAACAUGUCUUUACUUUG